Messenger RNA from Hemibagrus wyckioides, 3967 nucleotides. RefSeq names its product golgi associated kinase 1A (gene gask1a). The coding region runs from base 773 to 2701 and encodes 642 amino acids. Gene Ontology annotation, cellular component: Golgi apparatus. The record is from RefSeq and is a predicted model, not a curated record. Lineage: Eukaryota; Metazoa; Chordata; Actinopteri; Siluriformes; Bagridae. The transcript is spliced from 6 exons.
UAAUAACCCAAUUACAGAGAAGUGCAGUGUAUAGGCUGGAAAUCUAAUCAUAUAAUGUAACUCUGUAAAAGUUUCAGGUUAAUGCAUGGCGCCGGUGCACGCUGGUCAAGGCUCCAGGUUUAAAAAGUUGUGCUUAAAAGGCUGCUUUUACACCUUAAGUGUUCAGAAGACCACAAUGAUGGGUCUAAGAGAACACUAGAUGUGUUAAUUCACCACUAUUAAUGAGUAGGUGCUCCCUCCUAUCCUCCCCGUGCCCCUCCACUCGCGCUCUUCCAGGCGUUUUCCAAGGUUUCCCAAUGGAUUAAAGCCGGCGCAUUCUGCAGCUCUCAGGUUUCACUCUUCACUACGAACCUACGAAUCCGGAGGGACUGUCCUUCUCAAGCAGUCAAGCCCCACUGCUGAGGUUUCCUUCCUGGGAGAAGAAUGUGAACUUGUAAAGUUUUGCAGCGUUUUUGCAGCCUCGAAGUUGAAGUGGAACUCCAAGGUGUGCACGGUGCGAAAGCGCAACACGGGGCUCUGCAACAUUUCGUUUACACACACACACACACAUACACACACACACACACACACACACAGCCUGCGGAUGUAAAUAAGAUAUGAAGAGGCUGAGGACAAAAAGAGAGAGUGGAAUAAUGAAGCAUGCGUUCGGGUUCUGCAGCCUGCUGCUGUCUCAUGCCAUAGGAAUGAGGAUGAUGAUGUGGCGAUGAAGGAGAAAUGUUCGCAACCACGGACAGACCUGUGUGAUCUCUAAACAGCUGGAACAGCUUUUGUGAUGGCCCUGGGAGGAGAGAUGAAGCUGAAAGUGAAGCGGCGCUACAUUGUGGUCUUUCUGUCUCUCCUCACCCUGUCAGCAAUGAUGAUAAACACAUAUUCACCUUUGCCCUGUGAGCAGAAAUGUUUGCUAUCACAAGGGCCUCACCCAAACGAACCUACUGAGACAGAAGCAAGGGACUCUAAGCAUCUAACCCUAAACAUUCAUAGGGGAUCUUGGAAGCUUUCUAAAAAGAAAACUUCAGAAAAGCACAUACUAUUAAUUGACCAGCACCAACAAAGAGGAAGUCAACACCAGGAAAAUGUCCAGUUUCCAUUCAGAAGUAAUGGAAAAAGAACAUAUGUGAAACGAAAACAAGGGUCUUAUCAAGGCAGAAACAGGCCAUCUACCCAGACAAAUAUGGACAAUACAAAUGAAAGAUUGUCCAACCAACCAGGCAAUGGCAUUGACUCCAAAUAUGCCAGUCAUCUUCAUAUUCCCAGACAUGAUCAAACCAUACCUCAGUCUGCCAGCAUGCAUUCCCUCCACACAGACAUUAAGCCAUGCAGGCACAAAUGCACUCCAGAUGGGCCAAAACCAGAGGGGCUGAAGUGGAAAUCUAGUGUAGGACUGUCUGAAGAACUUGAAUGGGCCCCAAAAGUAACCAAAACCUAUGAAAGACAAGCACAUAUCUCUGAGAAGAAGCGCCACUCCAUGGUUGAAAACAACCGAGUCUCUGGAGAAGGGGCUGAGGGGAUGGACUUCAUGAUUAGCUGGUGUAAGACUUUGCAUGAUAAGCAUUUCAGUGAAGCUUGGGACCAAACUAGAGCUGAAUCUUUGCCUUGGUUUAGCAAAGAUGAUAUAAAGAAGAUGAAUUUCCUUGCCAGAGGCACUGUAUUGAGUAAAGACAGAAUUCCAGGUCAUGGCCAAGUGCUUCAAGUGGGACUCGGUGGUUGCAAUGAAAACACUGCUCCACCAAUGGGGGACCAUAACAGACUCUGCCAGACAGGACAGUGUGCCCUGAUCAAGCGCUCAAAUGACUGGUUUGAAGUUCUUGCGUUUCAUUUGGAUAGGGUCUUGGGUUUGAACCGCAGUCUUCCAGCUGUGCUAAGGACCUUUCAUAGUGAUCUAUUGCCAUAUAAAUACACAACUGGUUUGGCAAGACCUGUGGUGUGGUGGGACCCAGAUAUUCAGCAUCUAGCUGAUGAUGAUAAUGACCAGAACUCUUUUUCCCUCACAUGGCCCCAGUAUCAGGAUCUGCUAAAAGCAAGAUGUGGGAUGCAAUUACCUCUGAAUUCAUCAGCGUGUGUAGGUGUACAUCAUUCAGAGUGGGGAAGACUGGCACUGUUUGACUUCCUGCUACAGGGGUCACCACAGCGGACCAACUGGUCUGCACAACAACUUGGCACAGGUCUUACGCCAGAUGCCCUUCCUGACGCAAUUUAUCCGGGCUUGGGACCAGCACUGCAUCCAGUGGCUGGGGUGUGGGCACUGGCUGGGACUCGAACCCGGGCCUUCCACAUGGUGAACGACAGACUGGACCGUUACUGCUGUGGGUUCCAGCCCGACCCUGCUGAUAUGUGUGUGGAGAACCUUCUCAAUGUCAAAUGUGCAAACCCUAAAGAUUUAAUGCUGGUGCAUAUUCUGGUUCGGAGGACAGAUCCCUCCAGACUAGUCUUUAUAGAUAAUGCAGGCAGGCCUCAUCACCCACAAGACAACCUCAACUUCAGACUGAUUGAGGGCAUUGAUGAGUUUCCGGAGAGAGCCAUGUCAGUGCUGCGGUCUGGCUGUCUGGAGCAGCUGCUCCUGCGCUCGCUGUCUGUGGAUAAGGAGCUGUGGGAGAGUCAAGGAGGAGAAGCAGGGCUCAGAGCCACCAUCCACACAAUCCAGCACAGAGCUCAAAUCCUGCUGCAGCACACCCAGAACAAGAGAAUAAACACUGAUCUGUGAAAAGACACCUGUUUAAACGAACUUAUGCUGACUACAUGCAGGCAAGUUAAAAGUUGGCAGAUUGUGAUUUUAAAAAAAUUACUAAUAGGUUGUGAUAUUUGCAGCUGCUGCUGAAUAGUGUGAAUAAUAAUAAUAAUAACAACAGCUGGGUGCAGUGCACUUACAAGUAAAUAUUUCAUCUAAUAUUGAUAUUGACCAUUCUCAAGAAUGAAUCUGGGGUGUUUUUAUAGUCUUUUUCCACUAUCCUCAAAAUUCUUUGUAGAAAAAGAAACUGGUAAGCUAAACUAAAAGUAAGGCAUCCUUGUCCUAUAUUUGAUUUAGGAAAUGUGGGACACAAACUUACAUUUACGAAAAACAUCAUACAGUAUACUAUUGAGAUGUGAGACUGUUUUGCAGAAACAAAUUUAGUCUGUUGAACAUUGCUGUGUGCUCAGAAUCCUUGGAGAAAUCUCAUCAUGCAGUCCAAUGAUUCACUCUCAUCCGCUGCUCUGAUCUAAUCUGAUCUGUUCUGGCAGUCUAGAUUACAUCUUCUUUUCCUAAUUGAAGUUAUUCUUAAUAACGUCAAAAAAAAUAACAACUAUACAAAAUAAUAAUGUUAUGUUAUUAUUUAAUGGAAGCAGAAAUCAGUAAUGCAUGAUGCAUAAAAGACUACACUGACUGGCUCAUUUCCCAGGUCAAGAGAUUACUAUUAAUGCAGUGUGUUAAAAACAUAUGAAGUGAUCUUUUUAAUUUAAAAAGUUGUGUACAAGGAGUCAUCAGACUGCUAUAAACUGAUCUGUUUUAUAUAAUAUAUUCUUGAUAUCAUAGCAUUAUGUGAAUACUAGUUUGUGAUCAUGUGAAAACAGUUAUCUGUAGCGUACUCAGACUUUUGGACCGUAGUGAGGUCGAAUCUGCCGUUCGGCUGCUGCAGUACGAACAGGAAAACAGAGAGAAUGUGGUCUUCUGUAGAAAACUGAAGAGAUGCUGCUGGGUAGAAAGGCAUGUCUAAGAAAAGAAAUACUGUGUCAGCAUUUCUACUGCGACAAAGAGGGUUAACUCUUUCAGUUGUACAGCUUUACUCAGUUCAGCCAUUUCCAAAGAUAAUCUGGUGCUAAACAGCUAAACACAUUUUCAGCGUUUUAGCUGAGGUAUAAAGAUUGGUUUCUGGUUUAGGAAAAACAUGAAAUAAUCUUCUUUCUGUUCUUAGCAUGGGAAAAAAUUGUUUCUUUUCAUACGUAGUAAUUGACUUGAAUAGUUCUGAUAUGUGAAACUUAAUAAAGUUUCCCU